AGGGUGCAAUGAAGAGGAGGGAGGCGGUCGUUGCGAGAAAACCUGAGGAAGAAGAGAAGUUCGGGGAAGGGGAAAGACAGACAAAAUCCCUCUCUCUCUCUCUCUCUCUCUCUCUCCCCGUCCGUUAUAUCAUUUUCCUCCAAAGGUCGUGGAAGCGAAGAAGAAGAAGGACAACUCAUAAACAAAAGAGCUCACACAUUUUCAAUCCCCUAUUCGUCCCUCAACCUGACGACCGCUCCUCCUCCUCCUUCCCCCACUAGGGUUUCCGCCGAGAUCCGUCGACCCCCGCUUCCUACCUGCGAGCCAUGCCGCACUUCACUGCCAUAGCUUUGGAUAGGCUAAUAGAUUCCGGAGCUUCUAAAUCAGCCGACAAAUCUGGCCACGGAUCUAUGACUGUUCCCAGGCAUCCUCUGAGUCCCAAGUCGGGUUCCAGUCCCAAAUUAGGAAGGCGGAAUAGCACUAACAGCACUCAACGGAAUAGCAUGGCAAGCACACAGCGGAGGGUUCCACGCCCGCAGAUGACGCCGGCGCUGUAUGCCACUCCGGAGACCACUCCGCUUCCGGACUCACCGUCCUCGUUCCCUCCUUCUCCAUACAUCAUCAAUCACAAACGACGUGGGCCACGUCUUGGGAAGAACCCACCCGAAGCUGAUGCUUCUUCUUGUGAGAAGAGCACAGGUAAAGCAGAAACCAGUUUAGGUGCCAGAGAGACAAGUAGCCUGGUUGUUGCACAUGCGGAGGCUGUCCCUGUUUCACCUCUGUCAAGCCCUGUUAAGGACAGUCAUGCUAUCGGGGCUUAUGAGCGUCACAGUGGAAGUACUAGUAAUGGGGAAGCUGUGAAGAGCAACUUGGGACAGAAUGAGAAAUUUAAUGGUGGUUCCAUCGGGGAAAACAAUUAUGCCAUGCCCGUAACGCUGACUCCAUCAAAAGAGGGUGACAGCGAAGAUUUUUACGAUCCUCAGGAUACAAUGAGUUACACAAGUAGCACUGACGUGGAUGAUUCUGGCACUCCAGACCGUGCUUCAAAGAUGGCAUCAGCUGGUGGGGAGUUUUAUGAUGCGUGGGAAGAGUUGUCCUCUGAUAGUGGGCCACAGUCUUCUCUGCGAGCUCUUGAAGAGGAAUUGCGAGAGAUAAGAUUGAGUUUGUUGAUGGAGAUAGAGAAACGGAAGCAAGCAGAGGAAGCACUCCGAAAUAUGCGAAACCUUUGGCAGAGAAUGAGGGAACAGCUAUCCCUUGUUGGACUGACCCUCCGGGCUGAUCCAACAGUGGAGACUGAACAGUUGGAUGCUGAUCCUGUUGAAGAGCUGUCCCAGCAAGUUCAUCUUGCCCGUUUUGUUUCUGAAGCAAUUGGGCGAGGCAUUGCCAAGUCUGAAGCAGAAACUGUGAUGGAGGCUCAGCUCGAGGCAAAGAACUUCGAGAUUGCACGUCUGUGGGACCGCCUGCAUUACUAUGAGGCUGUUAAUCAUGAGAUGUCCCAGAGGAACCAAGAAGCUGUUGAGACAGCAAGACGCCGCAGACAAAUUCGGAAGAGGAAGCAGAGAUGGGUCUGGGGAUCGAUUGCUGCUACAAUAACGAUUGGAGCUGCUGCUCUAUCAUGGUCUUACCUCCAAUCUGGGAAGGGGUCAUCUUCUCAUCAUGCCCAGGUUCAGGCUCCUGAACGCAGUGAUGAAGCCAACCGAUGAAUUCCCUUGCUAUAUAUCCGAGUGAAACUAAGCUAUGGCCAUCAAAGUGAAUAAGAUGCCCAACUUGUGAAUGAUAAUUUUGCAGAUUACAUAAAGUACCCCUUUGACCUUAUCCUCAGAGGAUGUAUAGUCCACCAAAUAAUCAACUCGGGCUGCUGUUUGCAGCUCCAUGAAGAGCUCGGUACAGGUCUGAUUGUUGUUGGGAGUUUGAAUAUCAACACAAUGUCUGAGACCCGCUGAGUUGCAAUUGUUUUGUUUCGGUUCUUUAUUCGUGUUUGAUGGUAGCUUACACAUAAAAGGACAAGUAACUUGAUCCAAUUUUGGGAUUGUGGACCUAUGUUUAUUUGAUGCGGAAGAGCAAUUAAAGCAGGGAGGCGGGAACGUUCAAUGACUGCACUUUAUAA
Molecule: messenger RNA, 2086 nt
Organism: Punica granatum (pomegranate)
Lineage: Eukaryota; Viridiplantae; Streptophyta; Magnoliopsida; Myrtales; Lythraceae
Source: RefSeq, a predicted model, not a curated record